Phodopus roborovskii (desert hamster) is the source of this 2365-nucleotide messenger RNA. RefSeq names its product guanylate-binding protein 6-like. Bases 11 to 1879 code for a protein of 622 amino acids. Lineage: Eukaryota; Metazoa; Chordata; Mammalia; Rodentia; Cricetidae. The transcript is spliced from 10 exons. Gene Ontology annotation, molecular function: GTPase activity; GTP binding. The record is from RefSeq and is a predicted model, not a curated record. Gene Ontology annotation, biological process: defense response to protozoan; defense response to Gram-positive bacterium.
GUAAGUUGCUAUGGCCAGUGGACCAAAAAUGAUGGCUCCCAUUUGUCUGGUGGAAAAUCACACUGAGCAGCUGUCUGUGAACCAGAAAGCUGUGGAGAUUCUAGAUGAAAUCUCUCAGCCAGUGGUAGUCGUGGCCAUCGUGGGAUUGUACCGUACAGGGAAGUCCUACCUGAUGAACCGUCUGGCAGGACAGAAUUGCGGUUUCCCUCUGGGCUCCACUGUGCAGUCUGAAACUAAGGGCAUCUGGAUGUGGUGUGUGCCCCACCCCACCAAGUCAAAGCACACCCUGGUCCUCCUGGACACCGAGGGCCUGGGGGACGUGGAAAAGGGUGACUCUAAGAAUGACUCGUGGAUCUUUGCCCUGGCCGUGCUGCUGAGCAGCACCUUAGUCUACAACAGCAUGAGCACCAUCAACCACAAGGCCCUGGAGGAGCUACAUUAUGUCACAGAACUCACGGAGCUGAUCAGGGCAAAGUCUUCCCCAAGUCCUGAUGGAAUGAAGAAUUCCACAGAGUUUGUGAGUUUCUUUCCAGACUUCAUCUGGACUGUUCGGGAUUUCAUGCUGGAGCUGAGGAUAAAUGGAGACAGCAUCACGGAGGAUCAGUACCUGGAGAAUGCACUGAAACUGAUCCCAGGCAACAAUCCCAGAAUCCAAGCAUCCAAUUUGCCCAGGGAGUGCAUCAGACAUUUCUUUCCUAAACGGAAGUGCUUUGUGUUUGACCGGCCAACGAAUGACAAGGAACUCUUAAAAAAAAUUGAGACUAUCUCGGAAGACCAACUGGAUCCUAAGUUCCUGGAACAAACAAGGGCUUUUGUUUCUUACAUCUUCACCUAUGCAAAGAUGAAGACCCUCAGAGAGGGGAUUAAGGUCACUGGAAAUCGGCUGGGGACUCUGGUGAUGACCUACGUGGAUGCCAUCAACAGCGGAGCAGUGCCUUGUCUGGAUGAUGCUGUGACAACUCUGGCCCUGCGUGAGAACUCAGCAGCUGUACAGAAGGCAGCUGACCACUACAGUGAGCAGAUGGCCCAGCGACUGAGGCUCCCCACAGACACGCUCCAGGAGCUGUUGGGUGAGCACACAGCCUGCGAGAAGGAAGCCAUUGCUGUCUUCAUGGAGCACUCCUUCAAGGAUGAAAACCAGCAAUUCCAGAAGAAGCUGCUGGAGCUCAUAGUGCUCAAGAGGGCAGAUCUCCUGUUGAAGAAUGAAGAGGCCUCAGAGAAAUACUGCCAGGAAGAACUGAAUGGUCUCACAAAAGCGCUCACGGAAGCUGUUUCAGCUGGGACAUUCUCCGUUGCCGGAGGACACAGGCUGUACAUGGACACUAGGGAGGAGAUUGAGAAAGACUAUUGGCAGGUGCCCAGGAAAGGGGUGAAGGCAAGUGAAGUCUUCCAGAGCUUUCUGCAGUCACAGGCCACCCUUGAGAGUUCCAUCCUGCAGGCAGAUACAGCCCUCACCGCUGGGGAGAAGGCCCUUGCAGAGGAGAGGGCCCAGAAGGAGGCGGCCGAGCAGCAGCAGGAGCUGCUAAGGCAGCAGCAGGAGGAGCAGCAGCAACUGAUGGAUGCUCAAGAGAGAAGUCACAAGGAAAACCUAGAGCAACUGAGGACGAAGCUGGUGCAGGAGAGAGAGCAGCUCAUCCAAGACCAGAAAAUGAUGCUGGAGAAGCAGCUGCAGGUCCAAAAGGCAUUGCUUGCAGAAGGAUAUAAGAAGAAAUCUGAGGAAAUGAAUGCAGAAAUAAAUAAUUUGAAAAAUAAGAUUGAGAGUAUAAGAAAAGAAAACAGUUCAUUUCUGGAGCAAACCCUGAAUGCCUUUGCUGCAGUUCUCUGUGCUCCUAUUGUACUGGCUGUGGAGGUUGUAAAAGGCAUUGCCGCACUAUUUUAAGACUCAUUCCUCAUAGGAAAGGAGACCGUGUAUAUAUGCUCUCAGUUUUUAAGGUGCACAGGGACUGUGACUAUCUGUCCCAUUUUUAAGGUGCACACUCAUUUUCAUUCAGCAAACAUGAAAGUGCUUGUUCAGUCUAGAACGUCAGUGCCUGCCCCUGUUCAUCUAAACAAAUUCACAUAUGUCUUGAUAGGUGAGGUUUGCAGUGCCAUAUGGGGGAGAUCCUCUGAGCCAUCACUUGUUAUGGUGACAAAUUUAAAGAGUUGGUAUAAACUUUAAUUUGUGCAAUAAACUUUAAAUAUUGGCAGUAUAAACUUUAAUAUGCUCCCACUGCUUAGUCAGGAAACACAAUCUCGGUGGGGAUUCUUGUGUUCAAAUCAAAGUUGAGCCCAGAGAUACUUUAUCAAAUGAAAUUGAUCAAAACACCACACAACUAUUCCACACAAAUACACACACAUGCAUGGAUGCAAUGGCUUCUGAAAGAUC